Messenger RNA from Pelobates cultripes (western spadefoot toad), 6688 nucleotides. The record is from the annotation of a GenBank genome assembly. Lineage: Eukaryota; Metazoa; Chordata; Amphibia; Anura; Pelobatidae.
AUGUGUUCUUUUUCCCCUCAUAGAGUCCAAGAGUUACGUGAUGCAGCAGCAUCUUUGGAGAUAGAGAAAGAAAGUCUAAUAGAAAAAAUCCACAGUGUUCAGAACAGCCAGGAUAUGAGGAACAUCAGUGAUGGUAAGGAGCUGCUUCAUACUACUCAUAUAAACCCUGGGGGGGUAAAAACAAAAUUGAUGGAUUAUGGUAAUGUAAUCCCUGGUUUAGCCGUUUUCCUACAGUGCCACCCUCCUUUGCACCCCCAUGGUGCCGAAGGUGUUAACACCCCUUCAGUCACUUACCAGAAUCCAGCGCCGAUGUCCCUCAGCGCUGGGUCAGGCUCUGCGGGGGAGAUCUAAUGUGCAUGUGCGGCAAUGGCCGUGCUCGCAUUAGAAUCUCCCUAUAGGAGAGCAUUAUUCCUAUGUUUUCCCAUGGAGAAAAAUCUGACACUGGAGGUCCUCAUGCAGAGCGUGAGGACAUCCAACCCCAGAUAAUGGAAAAGUCGGUUUCAAAUCAGGAAGCCCUCUAGUGGCUGUAGUUAUUUCUCAAUAACUGCAAUAAGUACUAUUACAGGGUUAAGGGUCAUGGGACAUUACACCCAGACCACUUCAAUGAGCUGAAUUGGUCUGGGUGCCUACAGUGUCUCUUUAAAGUUACCAUGUACAAUAUGUGCAACUGCUUUUAUUUAAUAUUUUAACAAUUCAUAGAUUACUCCAUUCUUCGAACUUUGCUCUGACAUCACCAGGCUCUUCAGUGACUCUGCUACCAAUUAUACCUGUGACAUAAAUUGGGAUCAGCAUAAGUUAUGGAUUAUUAUAUGUCAGAUAAUGGUUACAACACUAAUUACAAGUUAUAUUCACUUAUGCUACAACAGGAUUAUUUUCUAAAGUGAGACUUCAAAGUAAAUUUUAAAUGUAAGGCCAGAAAAGCCGACCAUAAGCCAUAGCUGACUUAGAGAAUUCUUCCAGUUCAGCUAUUUUUCCUUGAAUAUGAAAUUCACUUUGAAUUAUAACCCUAUAUAUGUUGGAGCUUUUAAAUAUGGAGAUUUGUGUAUGUUUUGUGCGAAAACACAGUGUAACAUAUACCAUCUGAAAUAAUAUGGUGGCUAAAUGUAUAGUUAUAUUGAACUGGUAAAUGUUCAGUGUAGCAAAAUGAUAUAUAAAGUAUGUGUAGCGGAGUAGUAGGGGUUAAUCCACGGUAUCUCCACAGGUAGUCAGGAUAAGCAGGUAAAACACAGGUAGCGUAGUAACGAUCCUUUCCUUCCAAGAACUAGACGACACAUAGCUUGGAGGUCAACUGAACUUUUAUUCCACAGGGACAGUAUUUAUGCAGUUCCCCAUGCAAGGGAUUUACCAACUGGUAUUGCAGGGGAUUUAAUCAAGGGGACUGUGUGGGAAACUGACCCUGCAAGGCUAUUUCCCACCAUGCCCUGCUGUCCUGGAGAGAUAAUCACCCAAGAAUGUACUAUUAAUUGGAUUAUCUCUCAGUACAUCAAAAUACUGCUUGUUAUAUAAAAAUACCCAACUGACAUAAUAUUCAUGACAUUUAACCGAAUUACCCCUUUUUACAUAGCUGGGAUCUGAUGAAAUACCGCUCAGAUCCCUGCACAAUUAAAUGAACGCCGUUCGAAUUACAGUUUUGUAUUAACAGGUAUUGAAAUGCACGAACAGACUGGUUACGUUAGAAUACCGAAAGAACCAGUUUCCAGCGGUGUACGUGCCGUCGAGUAGCCGAUUUUAAUUCCAGGCACUUGACAACCAAACACCGCUGGACUUUCGUGAACAAAGAUAGCCGCUGCCACGUGUUCGGUAUACGAACGGCGACCACACACAUAAUACCUUAAUUGGUUGCGGAUGCAUUGUAUCUAUCGUUAGAUGGGAGACACACGACCUCCUUUGGGUGGUCUCCCAUUCGGUAUAUUAUUUGUUUCACGAACAGCGUUUAAAGUCACAGUUCGUGAAACUACCAUGUGAAUGCUGGUGGCUUUCAUGCCGCAAGCAUACGAAUGCUAUGGGUCUAAUUAUAAUACGAAAUACAAAUACAGACAUAUGCAGGCAAUCUUAAAGCAAUAGCAUCCUAUACAUCAAAUGACCGUCUUAAGUGGCUAGGUUUGCCACAGUAUGUAUAAGCAAAUACUACCUUAAUUUCAUCACAAUAUCAACAAUAGGCCAGAGGCUCAGAUUCUCCUUCUGAAGAGACAAGCUUUAGUGACUUAAAGGGACACUCCAGACCCUUAAAACACUUUAGCUUUAUGUGUGAAGACUGUGUCCUCUUUGUUUCAUUUUGCAAAAAGUGCAGAUUUUAAUAGAAAUUGUCAAUUUUAUAAAUUAACCUGUUUACACCCCUUGGCUUUCAAGCAGAAAACAGGUCCUGUUACUUCCUAGUUUGGUAGCUCAGUGGAGCUAAACUCAGAAGGCAGCGAUAGCUCAGAGCACCUACCUUUCAAAGACUUCACAUUUAGGGUGCAUUGGGAAGUCUGUGAUUGGACAAACACAGAGAGUCUGGGCGGGGUUAGAAGGGAAGUGAUUGCAAAGGCAGAAAUGCAGCUGGAAAGUAAAAAAGAGGACACCUCCAGGAACAAAUUCUCGCUUGCUAGUCACGGGAGAGCAAUGAAGGCUCUGGUGCCACCCCCUCCUCCUAGGUUUGGACUGCCUAUAGGGGGGAUAGUUUCUUCGCUGGGCUGAUGCGCCACAUACAUGAAGAACACAGAGCACCCAAAACCUUGUACGCACAAAGAAAUCACCCAAAAAAGGAUUCUUUACUACACUAUGGCAGUACCACACUGUCAAACCCAUAAAAGAAUGAUUAUUUGAAUUUACUGCCAGUUGUUCCACUGUCAGGCACCAGGCUAUUGCUUUUUCCAGCUGAUGGCAAUUAAAUAAUGCUUGCACCUCUGUCAGACACCACAAUUUUUAUUUUGCAACUAUUGCAUAUGCCUGGGCCUGCUCUUGCUAGCCUCCUCUCUGCCUAGCCUGUCCAACACCUGCACAGAUCCCCCCGCUCCCAAAUACACUUUUCUUGAAUACACUGCCCUCUUUCCCCCCAUUCUCCCUCUUUUCAUCCACCCUUCUCCCUCCCCCCGGAGCAUCCUGGGCAUCAUAUCAGUGGAGAACUGGAGAUAAGUGAAUUAUGAAGCUGGAACAUAUUGGCCUCACGUAGUGACGUCGGCUUCAGCUUUGCUAAAAGACGCCAGCUAAAAAGCUCUUCAUCUCCUCAGUGAUAGCAAGAAGGAACAAGGCAGCGUGACACAUUGGCCGCGUAAUGACAUCGGCAUCAUAUAGUGACGCUUGCAUUGCUGAUAGAUGCUGGCGCAAGCUAAAUUGCAAAAAGAAGGACAAACUCCGAAAUCCCCCCGGACAUGAACAUUUCCCUCAAAAAAAGGACAUGUCGGAGGGAAUCCGGACGUAUGGUAACACUAACUUCAAUGAAAAAAAUGUGUAUUUAAGUUUUCAGUUGAGGUAUAUAUACUAAACAGUGAUUUUUAUUUAUUUUGAUAAAUCAGUUUAGUAUAAAUUAAAAAAAAAAAAGGUAAACCACUUAAUUUAGAAAUAAACUUUAUAAGCAAUGCUUGCAUCUUUAAGAGAAGAUAAACUUAUUUAAACCCUUAUAGUGCAAAACUAAGUAUCUGUUCCCAUUCUGAACAUUUUAUAAGAGACAGCUCCAAGUGAUGGUAACAAUCAAUCAAAGAAAGUUAGCUAUGUUGGCUCAUUCCAUUAAUUCACUGCUUCCACAGUAAGAGACACAUAUUUAGAUGGAAUCUCAUUGCUAGAGCAGUAAGUGACGGUCAUUAAGUAGAUCAAACUGAAACAUGCAAGUUCUGGGCAGGGAGAAAAAAUGACUAAUGCUUCUUUACUUGGAUGUGUCAGCGAGAUCAAAGUUUGAUUGCCUUAAUCUGAUCUUUGCAAUGGCGGUUACGGGUGCUAUGUUUUGCACACUUUGAAAUCUUAGAGUCUGGAAAUUUCAGUACACAAUUCAAAUGAAAUAACUCUUGAUGAGCUUUUAAAGGAGUACAAUGUGUUUUGGGCUCCUUUAUGCUUUCUUUGUUAUCUUAUUUUUUGGUGCUGCUUGAGUUGGCAAAUAACCAGGUGCCAGACUAGCCUUUAAAUUCUAUUUCGAUUUAGGGCAGACUAAGUUAUAUACAUCUUACACAUCUAUAAAUAUCAAGUAAAUAAAAAAAUCUCACCCCGAGUGUUACUUGCUAUAUGUAAAUGUAUAAGAUGUGUAGAACUUGUCCUGGUGAAAGUUUUAAAUAUGAAACUGAAACAUUGAUCAAUAAAAGUUAAGUUUUAGUUUUUUAACUAAGCCCUAUAGUGCUAUCAAUAUUUCCAUUUUCUAUUAAUACAUUUGUUGGAUUCGAGCACCGGGUCUAAGCUAUUUUUUUUUGUUUGAACUUCAUUUGACUGGUUAUAUUGCCAUAUAUAUAUAUAUAUAUAUAUAUAUAUAUAUAUAUAUAUGUAUAUAUAUAUAUAUAUAUAUAUAGUUAUUUGUGUUUGUAUAUUUGGUGAUUGGAGACUGCUCCAUCACUCUGCCCACCAGACGCAUAUUGAGUAUAUUCAGUAAUAAUGUGCGCUCAGACCUAAGCUAUCUGGGGAUAUGUUGCAUGUCUGUAUUUUAUGUAAUAAAUGUAACCUUGUGUAUUUUAUGUAUUUUACUGUCUUUUGCUACCAUGUGUUCAAUGGAGUUUUUCCUCUGUCCUUGGAGAUAAUCGGAUUACUUCCCAAUUAUCUCCAGGAUAGAAGACUCUGUGGAACUGGUUUUGGGCAGAAAAGCCAUGCUUCAUUUGGUCACAAAGGAUUUUGAUCUAUCUUUUGAACCAAUGGACCAAUUUGGAUGAUUUUGACAUAUGUUUGUAUUUGAAAAUGUAAUUUUAUGUGAAUGUGAUGUAUACUUUUAAAGUUAUGAAUAAUGUGGAAAAACUGUAUUUCUCUGCCUGUGAUAAUUACAUUAAGCCAUUGUGUAAGGUAAUUGUAUCACAGGCAGAGGGGAGGAUUUUGUGUGGGAGUGUCUGAGUGUAUUGUACGUGUUUAUUGGUUGUUUUCCAAAACUCUGUGGGUGGUACUAAUGUGUAAGAAUGUGUAUAUAAGAACAAUAAACCCACAGCUCUGGCUGUUCCUGCUUGACCCUCAACACGGAGCUUUGUCUCGUUCUUGGGGGGGAUUUACUGUAUGCUGUAAGAGGCUGAUUACCAGGAGUGUAAGCCGCUUCGGUGCUUUUCCUGUUGAGCUGCUAGCAGCUAUUCGUGAGGUUCCAGUUCGGGAGUUUGGAGUGCUACUUUGCAUCCUGUUCGGGAGUUUGGGGUGCUGCGGUAGCUGUGCCUGUGUCUCUGGAAGGGGAAGAUCUUCUAAACGGCGGUUUAACCCCUUUUAUGCCUGGGGGUGCCGUUACAUUCUGUAUCUGUAUGAUAUUUAUAGGCACUUUAGUAUAUUUACUGCCAAGUUUGCAAUCAACCACUACCAGAAUCCUUUUUUUUUGUCGUGCUUCAUGCGUAGAUGUUUUUAUUGACAAUGCAACUGUAGUAAAAAAUGUUUUUAAAGUUACAAUAUUAAAGGAACACUCCACGCACCAUAACCACUACAGAAGGCUGUAGUGGUAUAUCGUGCUUGGUUUGUUCCUUUGGAGUGACCUGACACCCCCCCACCCAAUGUAAUUAGUCAAAUUAAAUUAUUUUAGAUUGGUUUGAUUUCUUAUCUGUGGUGCACUUGGCACUGUUCCCUGCCUCUUGUGGAGCCAGAUGCUCUCUGCCUGAGCUAAGCCCGGCGGCCCAGAGCUUAUUUCUUUGGCUGAGAGCAGACAGCUGACAUUCUCCGCCAAUGAAUUAGCCCUGCACUGCACAGAGGUCAAAUUGUUCUAAAAUGGUUUGAUUCAACUGACGUUUUGCUUCUCCUGCAAUCACUUUUUUCUUCUGUACCCUAUAUCUUUUGAACUCCAAUAAAAACAACAUAUUUAAAACUAAAAUUGUUUGAUUACUUACAAUGGGGGGAGCCAGGUAAUGCUUCUUAAAAUACAAUAUUUAUUUAUUUUAUGACUUAUUAAAGUGCUGAGGAAUAUGCAUUAAAGGACAACUGUCACCUCAAUACUAUUUUGUAACCUAAUGAUCAUCAAUUUUUGAAAGGAACUAGAUUUUUUUUGUAAAAUUAAGUCUAUGUAAAACAAAAAUAGAAAAACGAAUCCCUACCUUUAGUAUAUGACAGGAUCCUUUGUGUACCUUGGGUCAUACUAUCUCUGUGUCUACAGAUUACUAGGAGUGAAGGGGUUCAUCAUUAAGGGAAUCAUACUAUUUAUUGUGCCUAGUUUUGAGAAUGGCUUCUUUUUGUUCUAGGUGAGAGAGAAGAGCUGACAAUAACAGCAGAUAGACUAAUGAAUCGCACACUCACUGUGGAGGUCUCCUUAGAAACUAUCCGAAACCCACAGCAGGCCACUGCCCUCCAGCAUGCUACUGCAGUCAUUGAUGAAAUUGCAAAGAAAGUGACAGACAACCUGGAGACUGGCAGGAAACAACUGAUCUCCCUAUAUGGGGCAUGUACCUCAGAUAUCAACCAAGGGCCGAUUGAUCAGAAGUUUCAGUCCAUCAUCAUUGGAUGUGCACUAGAGGAUCAGAAGAAAAUAAAAAGGAGACUGGAAAUGCUCAUCAGGAACAUAGACCAUUCAGAGAAGUCCAUCACACUUUUAGAUCAACAGAAGCAGAAGAAACAUUGA